Messenger RNA from Gymnogyps californianus (California condor), 1004 nucleotides. It is a transcript of the gene HTATIP2, whose product is annotated as HIV-1 Tat interactive protein 2. Gene Ontology annotation, cellular component: cytoplasm. The coding region runs from base 1 to 711 and encodes 236 amino acids. Gene Ontology annotation, biological process: import into nucleus. Lineage: Eukaryota; Metazoa; Chordata; Aves; Accipitriformes; Cathartidae. The transcript is spliced from 5 exons. The record is from RefSeq and is a predicted model, not a curated record.
AUGGCGGUGGCGGGAGGCGGUGGCGGCAGCGGUGGCAGGGCCUGCUUCGUGCUGGGUGCCUCGGGGGAGACAGGCCGGGUGUUGCUGCGGGAGCUGCUGGCCCGGCGGCUCUUCGCCAGGGUGACGCUGGUCGGGCGGCGCCGGCUGAGCCUGGGCGAGGAGAUGGGGGCGGCCGUGGAGCAGGCGGUGGUGGACUUCGAGCGGCUGAGUGAGCACGCCGCUGCCUUCCAGGGACACGAUGUCGGCUUCUGCUGCCUGGGCACCACCAAGGCCAAGGCUGGCGCGGACGGCUUCGUCCGCGUGGACCGGGACUACGUCGUGCAGGCAGCGGAGCUGGCGCGGGCAGGGGGCUGCAAACACUUUGUCUUGCAGUCCUCCCAGGGGGCAAACCAGCACAGCCGCUUCCUCUACCUCCGCGUGAAGGGAGAAGUGGAGAACCUGGUCCAGGCUGUUGGUUUCGAUCGCUGUACCAUUCUCCGGCCAGCGGUGCUGCUGUGCAAGCGCCAGGAGUCCCGGCCCAUGGAGUGGAUGGCCCAGCAGUUUCUGGGUGCUGUGGCUCGGGUCUUCCCCACCGCUUACUCAGUGCCUGUGGAAACGGUGGCCAGGGCUAUGGUGGCUAGUGUGCUGCAGCCAGGCGAGGGGAAGGUGGAGGUGCUGGAGAACAGGGUCAUCCACGAGCUGGGAAAGGCAGUGCCACAGCAGGGCACGUAGAGCAGAAGGGAUGGGCAGGAAAGAGCUUGAUUCACCGCUCAGAUGCUCUUCUGGGCUGAGGAUGAAUGCACGUGUGGGAGAGGAGCGGGGUGCUUGCAUAGCUGAUGUGGAGAUAGAGGUGCACUUCUUUGCAUGGCAGCUGAUUCUGUCAAGUGAUCAAAAAUGCAGGUGCUGGCUGGUGGGUGAGGAGGAACAAUGUGCUCUGCUGCCUGUAUCCAGCAUGCGAAUCUGAGUAAAAAUGGUGUAAUCCAAUUUCUUGAAUUGAGGCCUGAAAUAAAAUCCUAUGACUGGUC